Molecule: messenger RNA, 1311 nt
Organism: Pungitius pungitius (ninespine stickleback)
Lineage: Eukaryota; Metazoa; Chordata; Actinopteri; Perciformes; Gasterosteidae
Product: histone H3-like centromeric protein A
Exons: 5
Coding region: 165-611 (148 amino acids)
Cellular component (GO): nucleosome
Molecular function (GO): structural constituent of chromatin; protein heterodimerization activity; DNA binding
Source: RefSeq, a predicted model, not a curated record
AGGUAUACUACUGAUUGGUGGAGCCGCUGAAGCUCCGUUUGAAUUUAAGUUGACCGACUUGUCUAAAUUAAUUCAGUUUGGUUUCCAGUAUUUCACAUUUGAUUGGGAAAUAUUCUUCACUUGCACGUGUUUUCCUCUUGUGGUUAUCGUCUUUCUUUGAUGCGAUGCGUCACGAUUCAUCUACCAGUCGCCGGAAGGGGAAAACCCCUCAACAUCGCCCACCACUGGCGGCCCCUGAGACUUCUGGUUCAAACCCCCGCUCCCCAAGACGCAGUGGAGUUUCAGGCCAGCCCCCUGUGUCUCCCAGGAAGAGACGGUUUCGACCUGGGACCAGGGCCCUAAUGGAAAUCCGAAAGUACCAAAAGUCCACUGAUCUUCUGCUCAGGAAGGGACCCUUCGCUCGUCUAGUUCGUGAGGUGUGCGAGAGCUUCUCUGGUGAACAUCUGCGGUGGCAGGUCUUUGCUCUCAUGGCCCUGCAGGAGGCUGCGGAGGCGUUUCUCGUCAUGUUGUUCUCGGAUGCCAAUUUGUGUGCCAUCCAUGCCAAGCGGGUCACGCUGUUCCCCCGUGACAUUCAGCUGGCCAGAAGGAUCCGCGGGGUGGACAACCUGUAAAAUUGACUGUAAAUGAUUUUCAGUUCAGUCGGUUCCGAUGCUAUGUUUCAUCUGUUCAAAUGGGUUUUUACCAUUUUGUUCAACACUUUUGGAAUUUUGGUUUGUAAUUUCUUGGAAAGGGGAACAUUUUUCAUAAUUUUCCUGUGCAUGCAUUUUAGCUUCAAAUCCUCUUAAAGAGUUCACCUGUUAAUAUGAAAAUCAUCCUUGUCAGCAGUAUUUUAAAACCGUGAAUAUGUUAACAUGCUGCAUUUGUAUUAUCUUUGUUUUGAUAUUUAUGUUAUUUGAUUUGUACAUAUGGAUCCACAAUCAAGUACUUUUAUUCUCUUAAUAAACUGCAAGUUUUUUCAGUGACCUGUUUUUUUUGUCAUACUUUAAAUCUCAUUUGAUCUCUUUGUAGGAUGUGACGUUCACAUUUUAGCCAUUUGUGCCUGCCACUGAACAUUUUAUUUUUCUGAUCAGUCUCUCCGUGGGUUUACAUGCGUGGAAGAAAGAGGUUCCUAUUUGUUUUUGAGAUUCAGCAUUUGUUUUCUCAGAAUAAGGAUUCUGAGGUUUAACAGAUAUGGAAGACAUUUGACAAACUGAGUGUCUCUGUUGAAGUCUACUCCAAGAAACUAGAGGCUUGUCUCUAUGACUGCGAGUCGUUGAAAGGAAGUCUGACUCGUGCUUGGGAGGCUGAGGGAGAACUGCGGAUAUCGGCGAG